Molecule: messenger RNA, 4439 nt
Organism: Schistosoma guineensis
Lineage: Eukaryota; Metazoa; Platyhelminthes; Trematoda; Strigeidida; Schistosomatidae
Source: the annotation of a GenBank genome assembly
GACCAUUCAAAUUUACAGGUCAUCUUAUUAUGAGUGGCAUAGUUGGAUCAACUCGUGGGCUUGGGAGCAAGUAUGGGCUUGGUGUCAGUUCUCUGGGAUCAUCCAGCGACGUCGUUCAAAUACGUUUGCAGGGUGAUUCCUAUCCUAGUAGCGAUUCUUUGGGUUUGUCCGGAAUGGAUAUGUUCGGUGGACUAUCUGGUUAUGGUGUUUCUUCCGGUGUACCCUAUUAUGUAGACUCAGUAGGUGGAAGUGUAAGUCUAGGUGGCGGAAUGUUGGGAUUUGACGAUGAACUUGGUCACUCAGGACUAGAUAAUAGUGAACUUGUCCAGUUGUUGGGAGGCAGUCAAGCUAUCGCCCAGCUUUCAGAUAGUCAACUAGAAGAACUUGGUCGUGCACAGUUUACUAUCGUGGAUCCUAGGACUGACAGUGAGCUGGCAAACUGUCCUCUAAGUUUAUCCGUGGAAGAAGAUGAUCGACCUUUAGAUGAAGAUGAGAUCUUGUGUGUAACCAAAGCAAGAUGCCUGGAUCGUGUUCGUGUCCUGUCUGUUCCAGCUUCCGGAUAUACAAGUAUAAAUACUGGUGAUCUUGCCAAAUGCAUCAAUCUGCGUGAAUUAGAUUUGUCAGAGAAUGCAUUACGCGUAUUCCCCAGACGUCUGCAUUUACCGCAGUUAACAAAACUCAGCAUUACAGGGAAUAGAUUUAUACACCUACCGUUGUUUGAACAAUUUCCUAAACUCAUUCGAUUGAAUUUAGACGACAAACUGAAACAAUUAUUAAACCCUCAAAUGUUGGUCUAUUUUUGUCCGAAACUUAAGUAUAUUAAUGGUAUAUAUUUUGAAGAAAUGCUAACCGAUUUCACAGUCCGUAUUAUUCAAGAAGCACGGUCAAUAAUGGAACCUAUUAUAAGAUCAAAAUGGGAAACAGACUUUGCUGAUCAGUAUCCUUUUGUUAAAAAUCGAGAAGAACGUAUGUCAUUGAUUGAAAACAUGAUGGAGCAUAUAAAAGAGCGUAAUCUUCUGGUUGGUGAAGCCUUAAACAAGUAUAAAGAUUUAUUGUUGUUUCGUUGUAUCGAUGAGUUUCUACGAUCCAUGAUAUAUGAUGCCACGGAUAGGGAAUUGUUGCAUGCAGUUAAUUCUCUGGAUACUCCUAAACCAAUUACAGAUGUAGAGAAUUCUACGGAUGUCACUCAUACUACUACGACUACUACUGAUGUUACAAACAAAUUAUUUAUCAAAUCAGGUGAAUCCACCGCUAAUGAGAAUCAUACUUUGACAGAAACCAUCACAAAUAAAAUGACUGAUAACUAUUUGACUGAACCGGUUGAUGAUGGCGCUGCUGCUAACGAUAAUGAUGGGGAUAUUACUGGUGGUGCUAAUAUUACUACUACCACUGCUAUCACCAGUCAACAUGAGAAUAUUGAUUCAUUACAGUUGCGUACAAAACUUUCUGCAUGUGAUUUAGAAUCUGACGACAUACAAGAUGAUGAAGAUGAUGAUGAGGGGGAAGAAAAAGAAGCAGCUGCGCGAGCUGCAAAUGAAUGUGCGCUGUUCGAUGCUACCGACGAAUUGUUAGGUACUCAUUUACCUGAUUUACAAUUAUUAGCUCAAAGUGCUAAUCAAUUGCAAACUACUUUUUUUGUGGAUUCAAUGGGUCGUUUACAUCAACAACAAGUACUUCUCACUCCGAAUGGUGCUUGUCAGUUAGGUUUACAAACUAAUGGACUAUCAAAUUAUCAACUGCAUUUGGGACGGUCAUUACGUCAAGGUCGUUCUAUAGUUAUGACUGUUGUUCGUCCACGUGGUAUCAGUGGACGACCAGUGGCCGAAUUUUUGCCUGGUGAACUGCGUAACAAAGAUUAUGUCAAAGGUUAUAUGGCCUCUGAGAUAUAUAAGAAGGCUGUCAAAGAUACUUUAGGUCAAAAAACAACUCCUAAGAAACGUACUGGUACUGGUAAAAUUCGGAAAUCCGAUCAAAUUAAUACAUCAACAGGGGAACGUCCUUGGCCUGGAUCGACGACAACUAGUACGAUUCCAUUAGGCGAACUGAACACUGAAUUGGGUAAUACAGGAGCACCUACCAAAAGAGUAACUUGUACAUCCAACCAAAUGGCGAGUUCACGAACCGGAUCAAAUCGGCCGAGUAAAGUCGACUUUGAUGUCGGUGAAGACACAGGUGUCGCAACAGGCGGUCUUCCUCCUCGACCAAAGAAACGGAAGUCUAUGGGAAUGCAUAGAAGUUUAAGAGAUCUUUGUUCAGAUACCCCAUUCUCAUCUGAUGCCUAUAACAAUACCACUGCUAAUACAGUUGUUGGCGGUGGUCCUAGAUCUGAUGCAACUCCAAUCGACUACGACCCAUUACAUUUCAUUCGUUGUCAUGCUAAGGACAAUGAUGCAGGAGAUAGUGAAACUAAAGUUUGGCGUUGCCUAUUUGAACCAAAUCCAAUGAGACCCGAUGAAACAACCCACGUAGUUGCAACCUGUGGUGGUGAAUGUGUUUGUCUAAUCAAUUGUGAAACCGGCAAAGUUAUGAAGCGUUUUAAACAUAUGGAAGAGGAAUUUUAUACCAUAGCCUGGACAACUGUUGAAGUUGAAGGCAGUAAACGUACUAAUAUAUUAGCUGCUGCAGGUCGUAUGCAUGAAAUCAGAUUACUUCAUCCAGAACAGUUGGUGUGUUAUGCUGAAAUGAAAGGUCAUACAGAAGAUGUGACAGCUAUGAUAUUUCAUCAAACACAAUCUACAAUUUUAUUCAGUGGAGAUUCUAAAGCAUCUGUAAUCGUUUGGGAUAUUGGAAUUCCAUCUGUUCCAGACUAUAAAACACGUUAUCAACUAUUAAUGCGUCUUCGUUGUCCUAGAUUAGAUGUGAAUCCAGUAUUAAAUCUGGUUUUCCUUCCACAUUAUGCUUAUUUAAUAGCUGGUUGUGAGGAUGGACUGUUUGCAUGGAAAAUAACCGAUCUACGUUUAGAGAAACGAGAACGUGAACCGGAUAUGGAGUUGAAAUUGGACUUUAAUCAUGAAGUUUGUAUUGAUGCUUUAGCUCAGCUAAGCGAUAAUGCAUUAGUUUUAAAAGUAGUGGAGUCUGGUGAAAUUAUGGUGUUCGAUUUUGCAUCUAUUUUGGAACGACGUAAAGGACUUCAGCGUGUUGUCCCAAUUGAGAUGCGAGGUCACUUGUUAUGGCAAAAAACGGAUGAAAUCUAUAUCAAUGUAUCUGUCAGACAAAAUCUAGGCGCUGUCCUAUGCGGUGAUAACGAAGGCUCAAUUUGGAUAUAUGACUUGGAUCCAUACUUGGAUGAUUUGCAUUCUUCUAGUCGUAAACGUUUUCAUGUAAAACCAAUCAAGAUUCUUGAAUGGCCUGAAUGUUCAGUUCAAGGUAAUCGUGAUGAAGAUCAACAAUUGAAAGAAAGUAUUACAUCCGGUUUUCGUAAUCCUGUUGUAAAUUCAGUUGAAAUGAGCUCCGAUGGUUAUUAUCUAGCAGCUGUAACUGAUAACAAUCUUGUAUGUAUAUGGCGAUAUGCUCCACCCCAACAACAACAACAGUACUCUCAAAUAAUCCAACAAACCACAACAUCAUCAUUACAUCAAACUACUCCUAUGCAACAUAAUAGCAAUCAAUUAACAGCUAUCAAUAGUUCUAUUGUUACUGUUCCCAAUGUUGCUAGUAUAAUCAAUGAUGACACAUCAUCGUCAACGAUAGCAUGCAUGGAACUUUUAAACAAUACUACUAAUAAUAAUUCAUCAAUUGCUUUAAAAUCAAAUGCCAUAGAACUUGUUACUACCGGUCAACAUUUAUUAGAAUAAAUAUCGUUAUCAUUAUAAUGAUAAUGUUAUACGAUUUGUCUUGUAUUUUUGUUAUUACUGUAUCAUGAUUUAUGUAGAUGUUCUCUCCUCUCUCUCUCCCAUAUAUAUAUAUAUAUACAAUAUAUAUAUAUAUAAUUUUGUAUAGAACUCAGUUAUUGACUUCUAGGCGCCGGAAAUAUCCUAUACAAAUACAAGGCGUCUUUAGUUUUUGAUUUUUACUCAUUCAAUUAUCACUUUCGUUCCUGUCUUCAUAUUUUUUACUAUUAUCCACCAUGUCAUAUUUGUUCACAUCUAUAGUUACUUCGAAGAAUCAUGCUUCAUUUAUUCUAUUCAUGUGCCUACAUGUUUCAAAUACUUGUAAACACCAAGUUAGUUACAUUGUUAUCAGAAAGAUGAAGGUGGUAUCACUGUCUCCUUCCGUCUCCCCUUCACUCCAAUUUUUCGUUAUUUUUGUACCUUCUUUCCGGUUUUUGUAAUCCAUAGUGUGUUGUCUGCAUGAAGUAUCUCUCUUUGAUAUUCUCACUUUAAUUUUUACCUAAACAGUAUCGAUAAAGUGUCAUUUGCUAUCAUUAUUACCAUAUAAAAGUAACAUUAUUAUUAUUAUUAUUAUUAUUAUUAUUAUUAUUAUUAUUAUUAUUAUUAUUA